Molecule: messenger RNA, 4441 nt
Organism: Leptidea sinapis
Lineage: Eukaryota; Metazoa; Arthropoda; Insecta; Lepidoptera; Pieridae
Gene: unc80
Product: protein unc-80 homolog
Exons: 31
Coding region: 1-4401 (1466 amino acids)
Biological process (GO): monoatomic cation homeostasis
Cellular component (GO): cation channel complex; axon
Molecular function (GO): monoatomic cation channel activity
Source: RefSeq, a predicted model, not a curated record
AUGAAAGAAAAAGAUACGUCUGAAGAUGAUCCCAGGAACGAUGACAUCAUACCGUAUGCCGUGCAGAUAUUUUUAUGGCGACAAACCACACCUUUCGUUCGACCAAAGUUUGGAAAAGUGCACGAUGCAGCUUGCACGUUCUGCCAACGAGCUCCAGGACAUCACGAAUCAAAAGAGGCAUGCAAGUCCCUCGAGAAAGUAUUAGUGCAAAAUCUUCGAUUCGGUCUAUCAAGUAGCCUUAUAGAAGCCAUUGAUACAAUACCGCGAUGGCGCCUAAUACAAGCUGCUUUGCCUCAUGUAAUGCACUCUUUGGCUUCAUUACUGCACAACAGAGUGAAAGACAACAUGCAAUCCCUAGGAAAUGUAGAGACAAAACUGCUCUACACACUACACUGGAUUCUACUUGAUGCAUCUGAUGAAUGUGCUGAGAAUGAUUAUGAAAAUGGAAAGUACUACUCAAACCCUUUCCACUAUCUUUUCUCUGUUCCUACUAUGACACUUUUCAUAUUUUUAUUUGCGCCAAUAUCACAUCAUUUGAAAGAAUCAGAUUUCACAUCAAACUACAGGCUAGAGAAUGGUCUUAAAUUGUGGCAAGCUCUGUGGGAAUACAGACAUCCAGAUGCUGCUUGCUUUACAACUCUUGUGAAACCCAAGCCUAAACCAUUCGGUGGGAAAUAUUCCAAAAAGAGUCAUCCAGGAGAUAUUUUCUUGGGUCGGAAGUUCUCUAAAGAAGAGGGGGUUAUAAAUGGAAGCCCACCAAGUCAAAAUAUAUCAAUCUCACAGUCUGAAGCCCCAUCAAAACAAGCAAGCACAGAAGAAGAGCCAUGGUUAUCCUCACCAAAGGAAACCAUAUUCCCUGAAACUAUUCCUGAAGAGAGUUCUAGCACUGAAGAAGAACAUGUGUUUAUAUAUAGGCUACCAUCCGAAUCCAACUAUGGGGGCACAAACAGAGGUGCCUACACAGUGUAUGCGGCGGAUCCAAGCUUAUUUCAAAUUCGGAAGCCAGAUACACCAAAACCAACCCUGCCUGGAAUAAAACCAUUGCCACAGAUUACCAAAAUGAGUUCGUCAGAUAAAGAAUCGCUUUCGGACAGCUGCGGUGUCCCCGGCGCUAAAACAACGCACACUUCUACCGAAAAAGGUCCAUCGGCGAAGCAAGCCAAUGUAUCGGCAGCAACUAUAUUAGACGUGGCAACACUACGCUGUUUGUUUGCACCGCAGUGGCAAGAAGAGGGGGUCUACUGGGCUCUGUAUUACCUAUACAAUAGGUUACGAGAUAUAUCCGACGACGUGUCCAAGCAAACUCAACCUCGAAAGCGUAGCAACUCAUUGCCCAUCCCGAAAAUAGAAGUAUCGGUAUAUCAAAGUUCUGAGAUCAAAGAAAGGGACUCCUUAAAGAACUUUAUUGAAGUGCCUGAUUCUAGAGAUCUGCCGCUGACAGAGGUACCCUUCUCACACGCCAAGAUUGACGAUGAUAAUCUCAUGACAAGAAGAGCCAGCGAAAAGAUCAAACGUAAAAUGAAAAUGUCAGAUCUGAAAGCGUUCGUUGAGACAAAAUUGCUGUCAAAAUCUGAGAAGGCGCUCGAAAAAAUUGGGAAUGAUGAUCAUAAAUUUAGUUUUCACACUGCAGUAAGAAUGAUAUCUGAGUACCACAGAUCGCUGGAUAAUUCAGAGGAAAGGCCGAACUCCGCCUUGGGUAGCCAUUUUCCCCAAGUGGGUACAAGGUUGACUGGAGAUUUCCUGCAUUGCAAUCUUGUUAAAGGCAAAAGUAUGCCAAGUCUAAGCUGUCUCAUUGAUGAGAUUGCCUCAAAUGGAUAUAUAGGCGAGAUCAAAACAGAAAGAGCCCAAGGCAUAACAAACAUGCCAGCAUCACAAGCUCAAAAGAAAAACAACCCCAUUAUUACUGUAACUGAGCACACGCCGACACCGUCGCCUGACUAUCUAUCUAAGACAAGACAGGGUUCAUUAGAAUCGCAAAUGGAUUCGGUAAGUAUACAAGGGUCUCAACACAUCCCAACACCAGAACGGAAGCCAAGCUUGACGCGAUCACAAACAGACUCCAAUAUCAGCUAUAUCGUGGAAGAAAUCCAUGAAGCCCCGGGAUCGGUUCACUAUAUUACUAAAGAUGGUGAUAUUGAUCUACAAGUAGUGCUCAAGGCGGUGUAUUCAGUAUCUACGAUGGACAGUUUCUAUAUCACGAUAAGAGUUAUGGAAGUAAUGUUAAAUUUAGUUGAUACACUCAUGGAAAUAGGUGUCCAUAAGAAUUGGCAAACAGACAAGGUACAGGAUCCUAAACCCGAGUCAACAGACCCCAUGAAUGAGUUCAAAGAUAAGGAAAGCAAGGACCGGGAUUCAGACAUUAGAUAUGCCCACAGUCAAGAGUCAACGAAUAUUGAUGCGUCAGAGAGCAAAUGUAGACCAAGAGAUGAUGAAAAUUUUGACUGCCCGUAUUAUAUGAUUAUGCAUAUUAUUUUAAGAUUGUUACGUCAACUGGGAUGUUCUCAUGGUUGCACGUCAGCUCUCCGGGGACCCCAGGCGGAGUCACUCCGGAUACAAGCUCGAAACUCAUUGAAACAACUGCGCGAGGCCUCACUGCUCAAGUUCACGCAGCGCAUCAAGGAGAUGACCAAACAUACUCCUUUCAAAGAGCUGCUAGAUAACCUCCAUGCGACGGUUGGAUAUUGCGCGGAGCCAGUGUCUAUGGUUUCGCCUAUGGGUCAGCAGAAAAGAAACGCCACCAAAUCAAAUGAUCUGAACGGCCUGGGUGCGCAGUACGCGAACAAGUUCGGCUCGGUGCAGGGACCCAACAAGUCUAUAGAGUCGUUUGUUAUCGAGGCUGUGUUACGAGUGUUUGUAACGCGAUUCGCGCUCAUGCACAAAGAGCUCAAGAUGUUAGAUAAUUCGGUGAUGUACGCAGAAAUACGUUUGUUCCUGAACUACGUGCGGCUGGCUCACGGCCAUGAGUUCCGCGUGGUGGCUCUGAGUGGCCUCAUAGACACGGCAGAACGUCCUGGACACCAGAAGGACAGUAUGCAGACCACCAGGGUUAUAAGACAUGGAUGGCGAUCUCCGGACGAGGAUAAGGUUGAUGGCGCGACGGCCUUCGAUGCGAGCGAGGUGUGCGCCGAAGAACGACCGCACAAGAAGUUCACCUUUAAGAAACGAAGCACUUCUUCAACUGGGGCACACAGUCUUCUCGACACAGAGACGGGCGACGAGUCCGCCAGCCAGAGCCCGCUGUCGGUGCGCACGCGCCGCCACCAACUCACGCCGCGCCAGUCGGAGCGGAACAUCGCGUCCGUUUCAUCGGCGGACAUCACUCCUCACCACAAACUGGCGCACUCCAAGUCUAUUCCAUCCAAGUUCCAUAUCAGUGGCAUAAUGAACUGGUUCAGACAGAAGCCUCAACCACAGCCGCUGGGUCGUAACGGUGGCGACUCCGGAGAAUCCCUGCCCAUAUCAGGAAGUAUGGCGUCGCUGGCCCGCUCGCACGUUACCAAUGUGCACGUCACUCGGCCCGUACACAUGAAACGAAGGGUCGGAUAUACCCUUAAUAGGGCAAGGAAAAGAGUAGAAGAUAGACUGAACAGGUUCGGCUUGAGGAAGAUGGGAAAGAAGAGAGACGGAAGUAUUGAAGAGACUCCCGGAGGACAUAUGUCGCGUAGGGGUUCAGCUGAAGGUGGUUUCGGUGGCGGUGAUUCAGAAGUGGUUGUACUGAAGAGACGCCGGCUGGUGGCCGCCGCACCACUGUACGCUGGCCUCGUGAGGUUCAGCUUCAUACUGGAUGCGACACAGCCUGGCACCACACCAGACGCUCUCUUCAUGGCGGCGCUUCUAGAUCUGCCUCACACCGUCGUGGUCGGUAGAGCGGCUAUGCUGCUGGAAUGUGCGCAUCUGGUUCACAAUUGCAACAAGGGGCAAUGGCCUUAUUGGCUGAAGUCAAACAUAGCUAUCAAAAAUCCAGUUUCAGUGCCAUCUGGAUCCUUGCUGCUCAAGAGGCAGCGUUUGGCGGGAAAACUGUUUUAUCAAUGGGCAGAAGCUAUCGGCAAUAGGUUGGAGGAAAUGUUAGUGGAGGAUAAGAAACAUUUGGAUACCGUUGUCAGCCUUGUGACAGAUGCUGACGGCCAGAGGGAGCUGCUGCAGCAAGAUGAGGAGGAAGACUUCCUAGAUGAAGCAAGUAUUCGCCUGCCCGACAAAACGAUUGGAGCCGAUUGUCCACGUGCGUUGCGAAUGGUAGCGUGCGUCCUGCUCUUCGAAAUCACAGCGUUCUUGAGAGAAACCUACCAGAAUCUUCCAAAAUCUUGCCGUUCCUCGCUAAAAGAAAGAGGACCUUGGGACCGUGUAUACAGGUGGAUGAUCAAGCGAAGACCUUUAUUGUGUAAUAAUAAAUUUUUCUUUUAAACAGGGCUCUUAGCAGUCAACACACAUUAAUGCCAGUCGA